AUGCCACGGCCACUUCUGGCGGGCUGCUCACAUUCCCGAGGCCUGAAAGAAGAAGAAGAGGAAAUCCAGCCCUGUUACCACCACCACAUACCACCUCCUCCAGACCACAUCAAGGGUCACAUCAGCUCUGGAGACAAUCAGAUGAAAAAUUCAAAUGACCCGCCCACAUUUUCUUUGAAAGGGAUGGGUAAAAACAAGAACCGUGGUCCAGGACGACAGCAUGAAGUGAAAAAUAGAAAUUACAGAAAGAAAAUGGCGAGGCAGAACCUUGGGCUUGAAGUAGUGUCUUUGUCUCCAGAACCACUGGGCUUGGAGUUUCAAGAGCCAUUAUACAAGGAGGCAACCGUUUCUGAUCAUUUGUCAGAUGACGAUGACGACUGGAGAGAAAGAUACCCGCCAUCUGCUUAUGACAAAGUGCAUCUGUCGAGGAUUGCCAGCAUGGCUCAGUGUGAUCCAUACAAUUACAACACAACUAGUCUUUCGGGGAUAGAGGCCUUCUCUUCAUGGGGGUUCAGUGACAACGAGACGUGUAUUGGGUGCCCUUCUCAUACCAAGACAGAUGAAAGCUACGUUGCCCAUGAAGAACCCAUAGAAAAUAUGGACUACAUGUCUCGGCAGCUGAGCUACCAAGAGCUUAGGGAGGAAAAUUCCAUGCUGAGGAGGAAGAUCAGGAGGAUCCAAAACUUCUCAGAGAGUCAGACCCAAAUGGUAAGGAACCUGGAGAGGACACUGCAAGCCACGGUGAAUAAAGAGGAGAAAGAUGCUCAGGAUCUGGAAGCUCUGGUGCAACAGGCAGAACAAAAUCUCCAGUGCAUGACUCAAAGAGCCCUGAAGGCGGAGAGUGAUGUUGAGAAGAUGAAGCAGGAGAUGUGCUUCCUCCAGGCUGAGCUGACCUGUUACAAAGUGGAGAACGAAAACCUGCGAUCAGGCCAGACUACCAACAUGGGAGCAGUGAAACAGCAUGUUGACAUUGCCUUGCAGAACCUCCUCAGGGUCACCAACCAUGCACACGCCACCAUCCACCAGCUCGUCUUUGGAGCUGAGACGUUGACGCUUGUUGCUGACCUCCUUAAAUCUGUAGGCAGGAUGUCUGAAGUUGAAGAGGAAGUGAUAAAAGAAACUUAG
This is a messenger RNA of Zootoca vivipara (common lizard), 1125 nucleotides long. RefSeq names its product endosome-associated-trafficking regulator 1-like. Gene Ontology annotation, cellular component: ciliary basal body; midbody; centrosome. Gene Ontology annotation, biological process: regulation of cytokinesis; positive regulation of protein localization to cilium; positive regulation of cilium assembly. Lineage: Eukaryota; Metazoa; Chordata; Lepidosauria; Squamata; Lacertidae. The record is from RefSeq and is a predicted model, not a curated record.